Messenger RNA from Melanotaenia boesemani (Boeseman's rainbowfish), 5632 nucleotides. Its product is annotated as lysophosphatidylcholine acyltransferase 1. Gene Ontology annotation, molecular function: calcium ion binding. The transcript is spliced from 14 exons. The coding region runs from base 311 to 1948 and encodes 545 amino acids. The record is from RefSeq and is a predicted model, not a curated record. Lineage: Eukaryota; Metazoa; Chordata; Actinopteri; Atheriniformes; Melanotaeniidae.
UUAGCUUGCUGGGCUAGUGGGCUGGUCUGGUUGGGGAAGUGUGGAGGAAGGCGUUGAGCGCACUACAGGCAGACAUAGAUCGGCGACUUCAGAUAUCCUCAGCUAAUCCUUGAGCUAACCCAUUAUCCCCCCAUGCUGUCCAAGAAAGGAAGAUAACGUUAAUAGCCCAACACUGCCACCUCAAUUAGCCACCAUCCAAGACAGAUAAGGGAGACGUUUCGCUCUGAGAGGCGUUCUUUUGGGCAGAAUCAAAAUUCUUUAUAAAUUAGCAUCAGUGUAGCUACAGCUUUGACCAACGUUUCUUCUAAGAAUGAGGUUGCCGAGUAGUAGACAUUGUGCGAUAGAGGGAGAUGGAAAGAAGAUGGACCAGGCUCCCCCGGUCAGAAACCCCUUUGUGCACGUCUUGAAAUUCACCCCCAUGGAAAAAGUAAAGAUUGCAUUAAUGACAGUCACUCUGUUCCCCAUCCGUCUACUCAUGGCUGCAUUCAUGAUGCUACUGGCUUGGCCUUUCGCCUUCAUCGCAUCAGUAGGACGUUCCGAGACCACCGUCGAACCGCAGUGCCUGUGGAGAAGACUGGUGGAUAUCAUUCUGAGACUCAUCAUGCGGGUCAUGUGGUUUGCUGGAGGUUUCCAUUGGAUGACUGUGAAAGGGCAAAGGGCAUUGCCUGCAGAAGCACCCAUCCUCAGCCUGGCACCCCACUCUUCUUACUUUGAUGCCAUCCCAGUCACAAUGACAAUGUCUUCAAUUGUCAUGAAGGCAGAGAGCAAGGACAUACCUCUCUGGGGCACUUUGAUAAAGUACAUCAGGCCAGUGUUUGUAUCCCGAUCUGACCAGGACUCGAGAAAGAAGACUGUAGAGGAGAUCAAACGCAGAGCGCACUCUGGAGGAGAAUGGCCUCAGAUAAUGAUUUUUCCAGAGGGAACAUGCACCAAUAGAUCCUGCCUCAUCACCUUUAAGCCAGGGGCCUUCAUCCCAGCUGUCCCAGUGCAGCCCGUUGUGAUUCGUUAUCCUAAUAAACUGGACACAAUUACAUGGACGUGGCAGGGGCCUGGAGCAUUUGAAAUCUUGUGGCUGACACUCUGCCAACUACACAAUGAAUUUGUCAUAGAAUUCCUUCCCAUUUACACACCAUCAGAAGAGGAGAAAAAGAAUCCUGCACUAUUUGCUAUCAACGUGAGACGAGUAAUGGCCAAAGCCCUGGGGGUUCCCAUCACAGACUAUUCGUUUGAAGACUGCCAGCUGGCCAUGGCAGAGGGCCAGCUGAGACUGCCAGUCGACACCUGUCUGCUGGAGUUUGCCAAGCUCGUCAGGAGACUGGGGUUGAAACCCCGGAACACUGAGAAGGUUUUGCAGGACUACGGGAACAGAGCCAGGAAGCUGGAAGGACAAAAGCUGAGCUUGGAGGACUUUGCUCACUUCCUCGAUGUGCCAGUUUCAGACAUGCUGCGAGAUAUGUUUGCUCUUUUCGAUGAGCACGAAGAUAACAGGAUGGAUAUAAGAGAAUAUGUGAUAGCCUUAUCUGUAGUAUGCAAACCUGCCAAAACUCUGGAAACCAUGAAAUUAGCUUUCAAGAUGUUUGAGGCAGAGGAGGACGGUGCCAUCACAGAGAGAGAGCUGGCAGUAAUACUAAAGACAGCUUUAGGAGUGAGUCACCUCAACGUGUCACGUCUGUUUACCACUAUCGCCGCUGAUGACACAGGGAAAAUUACAUUUGACAAGUUCAGAGGCUUUGUGGAAGAAAACCCAGACUUUGCUGAAGAAUGUCUAUACACAGAGAACGUAGGCCUUCACAGUGGACCCUGCCAUGCUCACCAAACACAGCCCAACCCAUCUGCCCUGAACCUGCAAGGCACUGCCACGAGCAAAACAGCCAACGGUAUCUGUCCUGACUUCAGCCCCCGAGACCAAGAUGGCGCACCAGAUGCACUCCUCAAGAAACACAACUAAAAUUAGGUUUAAAACCUUAGAGGGAGCAAACACACCCCUCUCCUGGUGAGAGGAAGUUGUGUAAGGUUGGUUAGUUAGUUGUUAGUAGCUUGUCUGAACAGUAAGGGACUGCAUUUCAUCAAACACAAUUACAAAAAUGAAGACGUUUACCCUUUUUUAUUAGUACUGUGUCCUUGAAAUUUAUGAGAUUACUUUCAGCCUGUAACAGUUUAUUUUAUUACAAAGUUUUUUUUUUCUUCAUUCAUUUUUCCAUAGGGUGAAUUGUCCAAAUGCCAAAUGGCUUUUUCUUUUUUUUUCUUUUUUUUUUUCUUCUCCCCUUUGGAUACAAUGCUUGAAUACUUGAAGGGCAAGCACUUAUUAGGAUUCCUGGGGCAAAAAUUGUAUUUUUUUUUUUUUCCUUGCGACAUGGAACUGUGCAUGUUUUUUAACACAAGGGAAAUGAAGCAAAAACAAGCCCUGGAUUGUGAAGUGAGCAAAAUCUUAGUGAAUUAAGUGUUUGAGUCUUUUAUUUGUAACUUUUCUCCAUUUCCUCUCUUAAAUGGUAGCUGCCUUUUUGAAUUGGAAGUGAAGAAUGACUGGGCUCAUGUUGUUUUGAGCAGUGUGUACGAUUAUUUAUCUAAAGAAGAAAGGCCUGAAGAGACCUGUGACGACUGUUGGAAAACUUGAAGCACAAAGCUUAAGUAGCCACGUUUGAGGCUAACUCAGGCCUCCGCACGUUGAUGGUAUGACUGCUAUGAGCCUGUUUUUUGUGUGUAUGUGUGUGCGCAUGUGUACAAUAUUUGAUUUAGCUCAGGGUUCAGUGACAAAAAUGAAAAAAAUUAACUCCUAUGAUGUCAUACUUUUUGACGCUCAGUGGGUUAUGUGCAUGAGAAGUCUUCAUAUGACAGUACUCUCCUGUGUGGUCAUUUCUCAUGUUCUUACACUUUACAACUUUUUUUUUUUCUUCUUUUUUUUUCAAAUCAGAAUUACACAACGUGGACCAAAAAUGCAUUGGGUGAUUUCAUUUGUCACCUGUAAUGUUUGUACUGUUCUUGUGAGUCUGUGGUGUAUAUGUAGUCUGAAGCGAACAAACGGCAUCAUGUGAACAGUGACAGUUCAGUGGCUUUGUAAAGGCUAGGUCAUAGCCUACUACUUCCCUUUCACCAUUACACAGUUACGACUUUUGCACCAUUCUUCUCCUGCUCAUGCUUUAUAUCAUUACUCACUUUUGUAAAGUCCCCCAUGCAAUAUUUAAAAUCUGCACACAAGAAACUGUGCUGUUUUUAAAUGCUGAGAUGUUUCAGGACAAAACACCACCACAUUUUUUUUUACCUCUGAUAGUAUUUAAACCUCGUGUUUGUCACCAGGAUGGUUUUAUUUCAAGUGCUCUGCACAUGUACAGGUAGCCUGCAGCCAUAAAACGUCUGUAUAAUCAGAGAUGAAGUGGGCCCGUGCUUUUCAGUUACAACUUAAAAUGAAGGAAAAUUUAAGAAAAGUUUUAUCUGAAAUCAGGCUAAUAGUGGAGAUGAAUUCAGGUGGGUUAGGGGUAAUAAAAGAAAAUAAAUUUUAAUGUAAAAGUUUAUUACGUCUAACAUUUAGUCAUUUAUCUUACUUUGCAAUAAUAUAUUUUUUCUUUAAUAGAAGAAACAUUGAAAAUGUUGACACUUAUUUUUUCUCAUUAGAUUCACACACGAUACUUUUCCUUUUUUCCUCUUGAAACACAGCUAGACUGUGUUGCUGCCUCAGAAAAUUAACAGUGCUUUACAUUUUUUCAUUUCAUAAAGUAAAUCAUUAAAGGGAAUACCUCUCUUGAAUAGAUGAAGUGACACUCAUUACAAUCAGAUUCUUUCUAAUUUUUUAUUAUCACAGUCCCAUCUUAUUCAUGACCAUACAUGUGUAUGUAUCCUCUUUGGCUUUCAGUAAAGCAAUAUUUCUCAUUUCUUAAGCCUUCUCAAGAUGAAUGCUUUUGAAGAGUUCUAAUAUGUAUUUUGAAUAUUCCAAAUGCAGGACAUUUUGUGAAUUUUUGAUAUACGUAUAUGAAUGAUUUUUAUUUUCACUGCCAUGACAAAGAUCUGUGAUCUUCUUUGCUCUGCAGAUUGUAUUGAUAGUAACAAAUGAGCCACAUUUUUUUCCCUUUUGUAUAAUCCUGCAGUUGUUUUGUGCUGUACUCCUCCUACACGGUGUAAAGUUUUAUUGUUAUAUUGUUCUCGCUGAGUUGACUGCUUAGAAACAAAAUGCAGAUUUCAUAUGGAAACCAAUAGCCUUGAUAGCCUCUAUAGAAUUUUUAUUCUUAAAAAAGAGAGAAUGUACAGACAAUCUUGUCACAGUCAGAUGCUCCUCGGAGCUCUGAUCUCCAGUGGAUAUUUUCCUAAGAAAAGGUGGUUUUCAGAUGUUUUUUUUUUUUAAGUUUGAGUGCAGGUUGAACUAUAAAGUAUGAGUGUGUAAAUGUGUCAGGCCCUGAGGUGAUGUGCCACUACAUGACGGGCUGCAUCACACAAACACUCCAGACUGCACACACAUGCAGACUAUCAUUUAACAUGAUACAUGACAAUCUUUUAGCAUUGUCAGAUUAUUUUUCCCCUUCUGAACUCUGUAUUUGUGCUUGCACUUUAGAUUUUUUUUUAUUUAUUUUUUUUUUAUUUUUUAGUCUUUAAAGACGUGUCACAUUGCUCUGAAGCAUGUUAAGUUUGUAGGUUACAGUACUGUAACAAUCACUUUAUUACUAUAAAUAGGUUAAUGCUUUUGAAGAAUAACAGAAGUGCAGAGGAUGUUAGGGAUCAGAAAAUAAGCUGUUCCUUGCCCCACUUUUUCUUUGGCUAGUUUGAAACUUGUAAAAUGUUUGUUAAACCUCUGCUUUGUCUCAGGAUUGUGGGAAAUUUAGUAGCUUAAAAAUAAAUUUGUGAACUUGUAGGACUUGGCAUCAGCAUAAAAAUUUGAAUGACUUGACAUGUUUGCACCAUGGAUAGAAGUAUUAAAUGUAGUGAUGUGAUUUUUACAAAACAUGGUUAAUAAUACAGUUCACUAUGGAUGAGGGAAAGCAUUUGUUUUUUGUACAUAGAUGGAAAAUCUGAUCAAGAAUAACUAUUAAUUAAUUCUUCAAGAGGUGCCCCCCAUGUUAAACAUAUAGAAAUACAGUACCCCAUGAUAUAGUUUUGGUUUUAACAAAGUUUAAUUCCGCUUCAUCGGCAAGUUAAAUAUACUUUUUUUUUCAUUUUCAGUAUUUAUAUUUCAGAAGAAUUAUUUGUUGAGGCUGGUUAAACAUACUUGCCAGUUUAAUUUCCCUCACCUUAAUUUCAAAUUUCUCCUUAGAGGAGAAUCCGGUUUCAUUUUUCUUUUUUUUUUUUUUUAAGUUUUUAUCCAUCUGACAAAAUAUGUAAAACUGCAAGCGAAAUUUGUAUUUAUGCUAUUGCUGCCUGCCUGUUACAGUUAGUUCAGCAGUAAGCCUAAGACGAAAGACUUGUGUACUCCAGGCGGAGCGAUAUUUUCUUUCUGAUGGCUUACUGUUUGUGAACCAAGAAGCUGAACUGUAUUUUUUCUGUAGCUUUAUUCCCUGUAUUUUUUCUAUAUCAAACAGGUUUUAUUUUAUUAAUGCAUUUUGAUGAAGAAGAGUCAUUUCUGCAAGCUAUGCUGAAUUUGUUCAGGACUGCUAUUAUGUAACUUGUUAAUGUGACUCUUGGAUGGAAUUAAAGAAGAAAUGUUAACACA